ACUCGGCUUCUGGGCCCCGACGCCUCCGCCGCCGGACGUCAAGAGUGUCACAACAAUCUUCAAUUACGGGAGCCCGUGGGUGCUCUGAGAACAAUUGUGAAACAUGAGAAUUAAGCUGGAUCUCAGCGACUUUUUAGAGGAUGAGAGGAAGCUGGUGGUUCUGAGUGUCAACGAGGAGGAGGCGCGGACGGUGCGGGAUGUGCUGGCCAAGAUAAUCAAGCUGUUCAAGUUGAGUCCUUGGCACCAGGACGCAGAUAUUGUACACAGCAAGAAAUUGAAUCUGGGUCUUUUUGAAGAGGAGUUUUUCCUACACCCUGAUGAGACCUCCUCAGUCCUUCAUGGAAUUGGUCUUCUCAAAUUAAAGACACUACCAAGUUCUCAAGAGGCAGAGGGAAAGAAGAAGAAAAAAGGCAAGAAAAAAGCUAAAGAAGAAGACAAAUCCGUGAAUGAGACAGCGAAGGAGAAAAGGAAAAGGAGUCCUGAUGUUCUGCCACAACAGAGGAGAGAGGAAAGAAGGGAAAGAAGGAUAAAGGUAGAGGAUGUAAUAAGCACUUCUGAGAGUGAUUCUAAUGUUAGAGAAGGAACCUCACGGAAACGUAAAAGAGCAUCAACUUCAGAAGAGGAGAGUUCCAUGGAAGAAAGCAGAGGGAAAAGGAAAAGUAAAAGGAGUAAGUUUUCAAAACUUGAAGCAAAUUUCUGUGAUGUAAAUGAAAGUAAAAAGCAUAGUGUGAGUGAUAGUGACUUGUUAACUGAAUCAGACAGUGAAACUGAACAGUUAACGAAUCUUGGGAGAAGAAGGAAUGACCCAUAUUUUGUUGGUGGAAGUUGUCGAAGGAAAAGCAGAAAUGAAAUGUCCAGUUUGCAGUCAACUGGAAGAAACAAUGACUAUGAAAUGGGAACAGACAUCAAGUGGAAAAAGAAAACUAAAGUCAUUGAAGAAUUUGAGAUAGAUGGCGAUGAGUUACAGGAGUUAUACUGUAAGAAAGGGACAAAAGGGCAGCAGAUUGAGUUGGGAUUUGAAGAGAGUAGGAGUAGCAAGAGAAAUAGAUUUCAAAACUUAGCAGUAGGUUAUGAGUUAGGGAAUUUAAGAUCAAAGAAGAAAUCAGGUGAGACAGACAAUAUCAUUGAAAAACAGAAGGAACUAGAACAUAGAUAUUUGGAAGACAAGAAGUCUCAGGUAAAAGUUGUGUCCACAAGCAAUGUUAUUAACUUGCUAAGUGAUGAUUCUUUGGAUGAUGCAUCAUCUGAUAAAAGUGAAAAAACUGUUGGUGAAAAAUUAUCAAAUAUCAGAUCAUACGAACAAGAUGAUGGUCCUCAUGCAGCUGAUUCAGUGACUGAUCCUUCUGCAUGCUUUGAGCCAUGUGGCCCACUUAAAACAGGAAAGAAAAAAAGAAUAAGAAAACACAAGAAAAAGAAACGUAAUGAACAGCAGAGUGUGAUAGAGAAUGAUGCUUCAUAUGGGAAUAUAGCUGAGGAGAAGUCAGUAUUUAAUAGAGAGGUAGCAUACAAUUUUCCAUUUGCAAAACCAAGAAGUACAAAGCAAGGAAUGCAGCCUGCCAUAAACCAGGGCAAGCAUGUGUUUUUUGAAAGUGAAGAUGAAAUAAUUUCCAGUAAUGAAAAAGAGAGAGGAAGUUCCGCUCAUGAUGUUGAGGUUCUUGCAACUGCUUCCAGUAUAUUUAGAAAAGAUUCUCAGCUUUCAGAGCAAAGCAGUAGAAAGGAAAGUUUUAGACAGACACGUCAAAGAUUGACAGAACCAGUUGUUGUUGAAAUUGAAGGAGAAUCUACACUACCUAGCAGUUCAUCAGUUUUUGCUCCAAGUAGAUAUCAACCCCAAAGGAGACAAAUUCCUAGUUUUAGUGACAGGCAGUUAAAGAAGCACAAAAGAGAUGAUUCAGAUGUAUUGUUCCCAGGGCAGGAUAUUGAAGAAGAAAUACAUCUGGGAGACAAAUUUAGAUAUUCUACACCAGUCAUGAAGAAGAAACCACCAGUACAAGUCCAAGAUGAUGAAUGUGUACAGAUGCUACGCUCUGAAGAUUAUUCAUCAGUUGAUAACAAGGCCAUUUCCAUUCCAUCUCAGCCAGUUGGUGACACUGAUGAUUUAGCCACCUUCAAAAGAAUUUGUGAAAAUACUACCCUCAUGGUUGUAAAGGUUGAUCCAAGAAGGAGACCUCAAGUUAAACCUCAAGCGAGAGAAGCAAAUAAGACAGGUAACACUCUAAACCUUGGUCCACCAAGCCCUUCAGACCACUCUACAGUAGAUGUAAGUGAAGAAAGUAAACAGACCUUCCAUAAUCUGACAGUGAUCGAAAAUAGGGAUAUGCCUUUAAUCAUUCCAAGAGCUCGAAGGUCAUUGCGAGGUUCUGAAGAAAGAAGUAUAGGUGAGAGAAAUACAAAUUAUGGUAAUUCAGGAAAUAAUGUGGAGCAAGAGAACUGCUCCCAGUCUGGGAAUGGCACAUGCACGGAAGUUCCGCAAUCACAUGAAUCUAUAAAUUCAGUACAAGACAGAAGAAACAGAAGUAAAAGUUGUGAAAUUAUUGAGAAUAAUAUGGAAAGAACUCAAUUGAACCAUCCCAGUAAUUCUAAUUCAAGCCCAAUGGAUACAAACAGUAAGUUAUCUACAAAUAAGCCUGAAUUUGGAAUGCAUUCGCAUUACAGAAAAAAAAAUAGGCCAAGGGUUUUUCAGUCUGUUGGUGCUGUUCUUGCCAAUCUUAAGUACUCAAGUGAGGAAGGCAGAGAACCAAUUGCUGAACCCACAACAGGCAAGGAAAAGGUUCAUGAGGCAGCCCUUGAACAAAAACUGUCACAGGCAGAAGUGCAUGCAUCAAAACAGUCUUCUGAUGCACAUAAAGAUUUCAGUACAGAGAGUAAUAAUGUACUCAAAGAAAAUGUAAAUCAAACUGAUGGUUCAGGAGCAGUAGAGGAUGAUGACAUUGUUCACUUGGAAAGUGAUGAAGAAGAACAUGUUGUCCAAACUAAAAAUGUAGUACCUGAAACUUUAGAUGUUUUAGACAUCAUUGAGGAGAGAAGAGAGAGGAUGCAGGGAAUUGCAGAACUAGGGAAAUUAGGUGAUGUGCAAAGACAUCAAGAAAUUAUGUUCUCAGAACAGUUUAAAAAUAUUCCAGGUGUCAUGGAAGCUGUUCCAGAAGGAUACAGAGGUUUUCCAGAAAUCCUGGCAAAGGUGCUAGGAGGAGGAGUUUCAAUGAAGCAGCUUGUUCCAGAGCAAGAGACCAUCUCACAUAGAGAGAAUGAGUUAAUUUCAAAAGAUAGUUUGAAAGAAAAGCAGGAGGUUACUCUUGAUGAUGAACAGAGUAAUCAGCUUGUUUCACAAAUUAGACAAGAUAUUUCAGUAAACAGAGCGCAUAGUGUGCAAGAAGAAGCCAGUGAUGUAGUGCCAGAGAACAGAGAAAAUUUGAUACUUGAAAGGAGAAAGAAUGAAGACUUAGGAGAAAUAUCAGAAGUUGUAUCAGGAGAAAUUAAGGGAAAGGAAGAGGAGGUUGUGCUAGAUGAGUUUCCUGAAGAAAAAAAGAGGUCCCCAAUUAGAGAUGAAUUGUGUAUUACUAAAGAAGUCAAAGAAAAAGUUGUGCAGAAAGUAGAGGAUGAAGAUAUCAGAGUGGUGGUUGAUGAUGAUGUUAAUGUGCCGGGAAACCUAAAUAAUGACAGAGCUGUUGUAAAUGAAAAUGAUGACAAUAGAUCAGAAGUGAAAGUUGUACCAGAAACUGAGGAUUCUGCAAAAGGUUUGAAGGAUGCUAUAAAGAAGACAAAAAUGGAGAGUGGGGGAGCUUAUUGCACUGAAAGUAGUUAGCCUUGAUGAAGGUUAUCGUCCUGUAUACUCAAACUAUGUAAAGGCACAAAUAUUGGCAGUGAAAGGAUGGAAAAUAAAACUAAGAUAUAUUGAUGAUGUCGAGUCUGUGAAAAAGGGAGACAAAGAGGAAGUGGCUGAUGUGGAGGAGGUUGACCUGACUUCCGAUGACGAGGAGCAAGAUGAUCUGAUUGAAGUGCUGGAUUGGCGUGACAUACAUGCUCCAAGGCUUCUUUAUCCUUGA
This is a messenger RNA of Penaeus monodon (black tiger shrimp), 4043 nucleotides long. RefSeq lists its product as uncharacterized. NCBI's taxonomy places the organism in Eukaryota, Metazoa, Arthropoda, Malacostraca, Decapoda, Penaeidae. The record is from RefSeq and is a predicted model, not a curated record.